CGUAUUAAAAAGUAAUCUUUUUGAAAAAGUGCCAGCUUUCCAACGAGUUGAACAUCUCAUUUCUACAUCACCUCUGAGCCUCAUCAUUGUCUUUUUGGUAUUGCACGUUUGAGCUAUUGGAUAACGUGUGUUGCAAAUGAAGUGGUGUACGUAAUACAACACCUGCCUUGUCGCCUGUCGGAAUUUAUUAAAUUUACAUCAUGUUUUCCAUACCCAGACUAAGUAAAAAAAUAUGGCCAGAAACAUUAUUUAAUUGGGUUUACUUAAGAGAGCAGAGAAAAACUAUAGUAUCCCUGUCCUCGUUAUCUGAAACACAUCAGAUGCUUCAACGAACUUGUAGGGAUUUCGCAGAAGGAGAAUUAAAACCUAUAGCGACCAAAACUGACCAAGAACAUCUAUUUCCCAAAAAACAAAUCAAACAAAUGGGAGAGUUGGGUCUCAUGGCAGUUUGUAUUCCAGAAGAGGUUGGAGGUACCGGCCUUGACUGUAUGUCCUACGCUUUAGCUGCAGAAGAAAUUUCUAGAUGCUGUGCCGCGACGGGUACCAUAAUGGCCGUGCACAAUAUUUAUCUGAAUGCUAUUAAUAAUUUCGGUAAUAAAAAACAGAAAGAAGAGUUUAUCAGGCCUUUCACCAGCGGUGAAAAUAUAGGUUCAUUUUCAUUAAGCGAACCCGGUUUGGGCAGUGAUGCGGGUUCUGUUACGACGAAAGCUAUAAAAAAAGAUUCCCUUUAUUAUUUAAGCGGAACAAAAUCCUGGACGACCAAUGGCUUGGAAUCGAAAGCCGCCGUUGUAUUUGCGUCAACGGAACCGUCGAAAAAACACAAAGGAAUAAGCGCGUUUUUGGUGAAAAAAAGUUUUCCAGGGUUUGUAGUGGGGAAAAGAGAAAACAAACUAGGCAUUCGAGGGUCGUCGACGUGCAAUUUUAUAUUUGAAGACUGUCCCGUGCACGAAGAAAACGUUCUUGGUGAACUAGGAAAAGGAUUCAACUACGCAAUGAUGAUUUUGGACAGCGGACGUAUCGGCAUUGCGGCCCAAGCGUGUGGUAUUGCUCAGGCAUCUCUUGAACUCGCCGUCGAUUACGCCAAGAAAAGAUCAGCGUUUGGAGCACCGAUUUCCAAAAUGCAAUCGAUACAGAACAAAAUUGCCGACAUGGCGCUCAGAUUAGAAAGCGCGAGACUGCUGACAUGGCGAGCCGCUUCGUUAAAGGACAUGGACAAACCUUACACAAAAGAGGCAGCUAUGGCAAAGUUAGCGGCAUCGGAAACGGCCACGUUCAACGCACAUCAGUGUAUUCAGAUAUUGGGUGGAAUGGGAUAUGUGACAGAUAUGCCAGCCGAAAGAUAUUACAGAGACGCGAGGAUAACGGAAAUAUACGAAGGAACGUCUGAAAUUCAAAGAGUUGUGAUCGCGGCUAACAUCCUAAGAGAAUACGAAUUGUAGGACAUUUUUUAGGCUAUAUAACAUGGGUUGUAUUUUUAUUAAUUUUGUACCAGUUAAGACUGACGGUUAACGACAAAUACACAAUUUACGAACUACCAUAUUAUUAAUAAAAAGCAUUCUUAUGCCAAAUUAGUCGCUGAAUUUUCGAAAGUAGUCUGGAGAGGGAUGGGGUUAAAACAUCCCCUGGAUGAGUUCCCUUAACUAAAGUAAUCAUAUACUAUUCACACUUUUUUUUCUUUAUAAUUUAAUAUAUAUAUAUAUAUAUAUAUAUAAGCUCUACGUUUUAGUUUUUACAUGUUCUCGUUAAAAUUUACCCAUAAACCAAUUGUACCUACUAAUAAUAAAAACAAAAAAAAAAACUUCAAGAAAUAAACGGCAAUUUUAUCGUC
Molecule: messenger RNA, 1828 nt
Organism: Adelges cooleyi (spruce gall adelgid)
Lineage: Eukaryota; Metazoa; Arthropoda; Insecta; Hemiptera; Adelgidae
Product: short-chain specific acyl-CoA dehydrogenase, mitochondrial-like
Exons: 10
Coding region: 201-1439 (412 amino acids)
Biological process (GO): fatty acid beta-oxidation using acyl-CoA dehydrogenase; butyrate catabolic process
Cellular component (GO): mitochondrion
Molecular function (GO): flavin adenine dinucleotide binding
Source: RefSeq, a predicted model, not a curated record